CUUGGUACGGUUUACUAUUGGAAUUUGUUCUCGGUUGCCUGGUUAGGAGCCAUGGAGAGUGAUUUUUAUCUGCGUUACUACGUUGGUCACAAGGGCAAAUUCGGCCACGAGUUUCUGGAGUUUGAGUUCCGACCCGACGCUGAAGACAUUAACCUGCAGAGAUAUGGUUUGCCAGUCACAAAAGAGUCUGCCUGUGUUCCUUUAUCGCACCUGAGCUGCCUUUUGCAAGAACCGUAAUUCAGUGUCAGCUGUAUUUUUGGCUGUGAGGCUAUUUGAUAGCCUAAAGUGAAGAAUUGAAACGACUACUCCCAUUGAAGCACCAAAGGGAAAUUGAGAUAUGCCAACAACAGCAAUUACAAAAACGAUGUCAUGAUCAGAAAAGAGGCAUAUGUACAUAAAAGUGUGAUGGAGGAACUGAAGAGAAUAAUUGAUGACAGUGAAAUUACCAAAGAAGAUGAUGCUUUGUGGCCUCCUCCUGACCGAGUGGGCCGGCAGGAGCUUGAAAUUGUCAUUGGAGAUGAACACAUUUCUUUCACAACAUCAAAAAUUGGUUCUCUUAUUGAUGUUAAUCAAUCCAAGGAUCCAGAAGGCUUACGAGUAUUUUAUUAUCUUGUCCAGGACCUGAAGUGUUUGGUGUUCAGUCUUAUUGGAUUACACUUCAAGAUUAAGCCAAUCUAGAUUGAAUAUUGGUGUGGACACAAGGGGGGUGGAAGUAGUUGUUUUUAAUUACCAUUAUCAGGAAAUUUUUGUGUAUAUCAGGGCAGUAUUUUUUUUAUAAACUAAAAAUGAUUGUCUUUAAUAAAUAUGAAACAAAAUGCAAUUUUUAUUAU
This is a messenger RNA of Manis pentadactyla (Chinese pangolin), 830 nucleotides long. RefSeq names its product mago homolog, exon junction complex subunit (gene MAGOH). Bases 370 to 678 code for a protein of 102 amino acids. The record is from RefSeq and is a predicted model, not a curated record. The transcript is spliced from 6 exons. Lineage: Eukaryota; Metazoa; Chordata; Mammalia; Pholidota; Manidae. Gene Ontology annotation, cellular component: nucleus; exon-exon junction complex; catalytic step 2 spliceosome. Gene Ontology annotation, biological process: RNA splicing.